CUUACAUUUUACUAUAUGGUUGCAGGUCUGAACAUCGACUCUACUAGAGUUUCAAAGCAUAACGAGGGGCUUCACAUGCCAAGAGGUAUGAAGGUCAAGGAGAAGACUGUACGAGGAUCAGCGAGACCCGUUGGUGGCUUGGAGAAAGCAAAAACAACGAAGAAAAAGAAGAUAGAUGAUUCUUUACAACUACAACCUGAAAUGCCUUUCACAAAUCAAAUGCCUACGUAUAACCCAAUCUUAAUGGGUCAAUUCAGAGAAAAUAUUGUACCAGGAUCAGCAAGACCCGUUGAUGGCUUGGAGAAAGCAAAAACAAAGAAGAAAAAGAAGACAGUCAAUUCUUUACAAGAAGGACCUGAAAUGCCUUUGACAAACCAAAUGCCUGGGUAUUUACCACAGUACAAUCCAAGCCAAAUGGUUCAACUGGGAGCUCCGCCAAGUCAUGCUUACCCCUAUUUAGCACAUUACAACUCAAGUCUGCAACAAUCCAUUGGUCUGUCGACCCCUACGAUGAUGCCAGGACAAAAUAUAUUAUUCUUCCAACAACAGACUCCUACCAGUGGUACCUCUACCCCUAGGAUAAUGGCAGGACAGAAUUUACCAUUCUUCCAACAACAGAAUCCUACCAUUGGUACCUGUAGCCCUAUGAUGAUGCCAGGACAAAAUCUAUCAUUCUUUCAACAGCAGACUCCUACCAGUGGUACUUCUACCCCUAUGAUGAUGCCCGGACAGAAUCUGUCAUUUCUCCAGCAACAAAAUCCUACCGUUGGUACCUCAACCCCGACGAUGAUCCCAGGACAAAAUCUACCAUUCUCCCAACAACAAAAGCCAGCUUAAUCAAUGUUAUAGAUUUUUAUUUCAUGUACUUCUGUGCAAUUCUAUUAGAACCUAUGAGUAUACGACCAUGGAUUGAAGGAGACUACCUAUAUCAAUCAGCAAUUAACUGAAUAAGCAAUUUGUGACUGUGAUAAAUAUAAAAA
Molecule: messenger RNA, 980 nt
Organism: Triticum urartu
Lineage: Eukaryota; Viridiplantae; Streptophyta; Magnoliopsida; Poales; Poaceae
Source: RefSeq, a predicted model, not a curated record